UUAAAACCUCAUUUCAUUUUUAAAAACAAUAUAACUCUUGAACAAACUAUUAAAGCAGCAAGACAAAUAGAAGAAAAUAAUGAUGCAUAUUUUGAAGCUCUUACAGAGUUUUAUUCUACUAAUAUUAAUUCUGUUUCUGCAAUAAUAAACUACAAUUAUUCUGCUUCAAAUAAUUCUAUUUCUGCAAUAAUAAACUACAAUCAUUCUGCUUAA
Messenger RNA from Cetraspora pellucida, 213 nucleotides. Lineage: Eukaryota; Fungi; Glomeromycota; Glomeromycetes; Diversisporales; Gigasporaceae. The record is from the annotation of a GenBank genome assembly.